Struthio camelus australis is the source of this 5504-nucleotide messenger RNA. NCBI's taxonomy places the organism in Eukaryota, Metazoa, Chordata, Aves, Struthioniformes, Struthionidae. The record is from RefSeq and is a predicted model, not a curated record.
CUUAAAUUCUUUUCAGAUAACGGAAGAUUUCCUGGCAACAUAUCAUGCUAACUAUGGCUUCAAUGCAGAUGAUACAGACAGUUCAUCCGCUUCUGGCACAGCAACUGAAAGUAAGCUACCAGUAAGUUCUAAGACAUCAGGAACACAACCAUCAGCGAAUGAGAAGGGACCACAGCAAACUGAUCCAAAACAAAAAGCAGAAAAACGGAAGCUUGAAGCAGGUUGGUUUCAUGUUGAAGAAGACAGAAACACAAAUGUUUAUGUGACUGGUUUACCUCCAGACAUUACAAAGGAUGAAUUUAUACAAGUCAUGUCAAAAUGUGGUAUCAUUAUGCGAGAUCCUCAGACAGAGGAACACAAAAUCAAACUUUAUAAAGAUAAGGAAGGAAAUCUUAAAGGAGAUGGCCUCUGUUGCUAUCUAAAGAGAGAAUCAGUUCAACUUGCAUUGAGACUUCUGGAUGAGGCAGAAAUUAGAGGCUAUAAAUUGCAUGUUGAAGUUGCAAAGUUUCAGCUGAAGGGGGAGUAUGAUGCAAGCAAAAAGAAGAAGAAAUGUAAAGACUACAAGAAGAAGUUGUCCCAACAGCAGAAAAACUGAAGAGAGCCGCAACAAUAUCUUCUUACUGUUGCUUCAUUUCAUUAGACAGCUGGAUUGGAGGCCGGAGAAGAAAGAUGGUGCAAGUCGAAUGCGACAUGAGCGCAUCAUCAUUAUCAGGAAUAUGUUUCACCCAAAGGACUUUGAGGAGGAUCCCUUAGUGCUAAAUGAGAUCAGAGAAGAUCUACGAACAGAGUGUGAAAAGUUUGGACAAGUAAAGAAGGUUCUCAUAUUUGAUCGACACCCUGAUGGUGUGGCUUCUGUGUCAUUUAAAGAAGCAACAGAAGCUGAUCUGUGCAAACUAACCCUAAAUGGAAGGUGGUUUGGUGGCCGUCAGCUCAGUGCUGAAACGUGGGAUGGUGUAACAGAUUAUCAGGUGGAGGAGACUGCGAGAGAAAGGGAAGAAAGGCUCAAGGUGUGGGGAUCGUUUUUAGAGGAUCCUGAUGCAAAGGAGCAGAAAGAUGCAUCUGAUUCAGAUUCUGCAGCAAGUAGUGUUAAACUGCCUGAGGGCAGACAACCUUCAAAAAUUAAUGACGCAUCUAAAGAGGAUGUAAAUGAAGCCCGUAAGAGAGAGAAUAAUGGUGAGGGCAUUAAUGAAGAUGGUGCUCCAUCUACAGACAGCAGUCUUGCAGGCAGCGAUGAUGAAACAGAUACAUAACACCUUUAUUGCUUUAUGAAAGCAUGAUUUUUAGGGUGAUGUUUGAGUUUAUCCCUUGCUUCAGGGUGACUACAGACAAUGUUCAUAUUCAUAUAUGCAUAUUAGGAUGUCAUCAGCUGUGUGCUUUAAAUUUUUCAUUAAAAGCAGUAUUUAAUGAGUCUCUAAAAGUUUGCAUUAAUUGGCUGUUCAGGUAAAGUAAUUCAAGUUUCCAAGAAUGCGUCAAAACUGAUCAGGCUUCUUUUGUUCCAUCUUUGCUGUCAGUGUUUCAUUAUGUGAGUGUGAAAUAUGUUCAAACCCUUAAGUUUAUGUAACUAUAUGAAACUUGAGUAAUGCAAAGCUAUUACAAGAUUUGUGGGUUUUACUGUUAAUUUUCCCUGUACUCUUUGGAACUUGGUGUCUUACUCUUAAGAGCUACUGUUGUCCUGAGCACUUUGGAUUGUUUUACAGAACAAAUGCUGUGAUACGUGUAGGGUUAAUGCAUUGGAAAUGUUGUUACACCUAACAUAACAAAUGAUGGAGUAGUACAAAGUUGCACGCUUCAUGGAUGUGAAAAGCAAAUGAGGUUGCCAUAGCCGACGUUAAAAGCAAACUGAGUGAAGAAAGAUUAACUCACAACAUGAAGUAUAUCAGUCUCUUUCCAUUCUGCUUAGAUCUUCUGUGGAUGCAAAGAGGCUGGAAUUACGACAAGGGGACUAGAAAUUAAUGAGCGCACACAUUCUAGGCUAUAACGUAAAGAAGACAUUUUAAAUUCUCCUGGUUUUGUAUGCUGUGGGCAUGCAGAAUGGGCUUUUGAGUUAAGUGUUUGCUUUGUUUUGUUUUUGCCUUAAUAUUAGAGUAAGGGUUUUCAUUUAAUUUUGUUAGGAUGAUGAGUAUGAGUUCUUUUUGAUACAAUUUUUUGGUUUAGUCUUACAUGCUUUUCAUGCAUGGGACCUCUCAUAUUUCAUAAAUUUAGAGGAUUUUGACAACUUGAUCUCCAAAUUUGAUGUGUAAAUGUUAGAACAGUGGAGAACAGGCUUUCAAAGGAUACUACUCUUUUAUAUGGAAGAGGCCGGUACUAAACAUAAAAUGCUAGCCCCGUUCUUAGAAAUAUUUCCAAAAGCAAGGAUUUAGGAGACCUUUUGGCUUAGGUACAUUAGUAAGUAGCAGACUUUCAAAAAUAACUUGGAAGGAGCUGGUUUUUGGCAUGGUAUUCUUUAUGUAGAACCAAUUAUUUUGAUUUUUAAGGAUGUGAGAGUGCAGAUUUAGGCACUGAGCAUUUAAAAUACUGGUGCUAAUUCCAUAGCACCGUUGUUCAUAUGGAUGGCUACUAGUGCACAUUUAUAAAAUUUUUUUUAAAUUCAUAUUGGAUUGUGAGAAAUUGCGGAUGCUAGUUCUUAUAUCUAUUUCCAUCUUGAAGAAUACUCUGAAAAUUUAUUUUUCAAACUUUGUGGUCCGACGUUACCAUUUAUAUUUUUCCAGAAGUCUAUAGGGUAGAUAAUUUCUGUUAUAAAUAACUGAGAUGUAUGGAUAGGUUAUGGCAACAAAAGCAUCCAAGUUAAUACUUGCAUUGUGGUUAUAAAUGAUACCUGUUCCUGACAAAAUAUGUGGUCUUAUAACAGAGAAGAUAGUUGAAUUCAGGGUUUAAAAGUUUAAUAUAAACUGGCAUGACAGAUUUUUAUUCACUUGUAUAGUAAAGGAGAGCUGUAGCUCUUGCCAUCUAAGAAAGACCGUUUUCUCAUCUUUACAAGUGUGUGAAUUGUACAUUUAAGCAAAACAAAUGUUUGAACAGUUCAGGGAAUCUGAAAUACUGGCUGGUUUGUAGCUGCACAUAGUAGCAUAUUCAGAUUCAAUCUCUGGAUUGUGUUGGUUCUACCUAAAAUACUUUUAUUGGUAGUAAGAACCACAAAUCUUUGAGGGCUUAAAGUUCUAGUAUACUAAGUGUGUAAUUUAGUGUGAUGGAUAUUGCUUUCAGUGCUCCCUUUUUCUUCCAGUUUCUAAACUCCAGGUUUUAGGUCUGUUAGACUACUGUGCUUUGUUAGCUUUUUUCUUUUUUUGAGAGCCUAAUCAUAUAUAACACUAGGCAGUUAAGUCACCUGUUUUACAUUGGUAUUGCAACUGAUAUAGGACAAUUGACAAAUGUAUAAAUAUUGUACAGUUCUAUAAAGCCUUAUCAUGGUAUCAGAUAUAAAACUAAGGUUAGUAUUAGUGUUUAAAAAAAACUUUGAAAAAUAAAGAAUCAGUAUAUGUGCAGUAACCUUCCUCUCUCCAAGUGAUGUGCAAACUUGGCUUGAUUCACAAGUCAAAUGUGAUGUUAGGCUUUUCACCUUUUCCCUUAGACUUUACGCUGAAGCAGAGCACCAACAAAAACUGAGACCAAAUGCUUUACUGGCUUUCCUACUGACUAACAGGAUUCUUAAGAAAAUAAAAGCUGUUUUCCACCAAUGUAUGUUGUUCUGAAAUGCGACAUUACACUUAGACUGGUUUUUCCUUUUGUCUACCUCUUUUAUUCUCCCAGUAAGAUUUAAAAAUAUAUUUUUAUAAACUAUCCAUUGAGGUAUUGAAGCAUUUAAUAGUUUCUGAAGAGGUUAAUGUAGGUGUGAUUUCCUUUUCGGUAGUUUUUCAUGGAGACAAUUCUUUUUAUUGAGACUGCUUUCAUUUUUAAAUGAUACAAAUUUUUAUAAAUUAGUCUGAACAUAAGUUACAGUUUCUCAUAAGUAUUAUAUUGGAUUAUGAAAAUGAAAUUCUAAUAGUGCAGAGGAGUAAUGUUUAAUAUCAAACUUUAAUCUGAAGCUGAGCAAAUUUGUAUUGCUUUCUAAACUUGUGGGGUUUUUUUUCUGGCUGAGUAUCAUCGUAAAUAGAUUAGUAAGAGGUUAAAAUCCCAAUGUGGUUUUCACUGUACUUGUUCUUAAAUGCUUUCUAAUGACUUCACUAAAGUAGUAGUCUUUAUGAAGCCGGUCCUGUAUUCUCAGGAAUCUGCCUCGCUCAUUAGAAGCGACAAAAUCAAACCUUUUGCUUAGUUCCUAACUUUCCUCAAGUUUCAAUCCAGUGUACUAUGUUCUCCUUUAUCCCUUCUGAUACUUUUUAUUUCUUUUUCCCCCUACCUUUCAGCAAGAGGGGUUCACUUCAAGAAAAGUUGUCUCCUUUUCCCAGUAUGUUAUGAAAACAUUACCCAGCAGCAAGUUGAAAGACUUGGUGGAUGAUCACUGUAGGUCAGUUUGGAACUAAAGAAAUCGUCAUUUCUAUUCGUUGUGACAAUGGAAAAAGUAUAUAAAGCCACUUAAAUAUAACAGCAGGGGAAAGAAUAUUAAGUAAUUGGUAAAGAAUAUAGACUAAUCAGUACUUCUGCGUAAUUCAGCACAGAUGAGACUUUUUUUUUUUUUUAACCACACGAUGCAAAAUCAGUUGCUUAGCUUGAAGAUACAUUGUAGUAGUAGUACAAUCACACACAGCAAACAAAGUAGUUUGCUUUACAAUCAAUGAUUUGCUGGCAAGGUGACUGCAUGGAGUUAUAAGCAUUCAUCCAAAAUUAGAUGGUUUGAGGAGCAUGGCCAAGGUGGACAUCUGGAAACAAAAAGCCCCAAAAGAACAGAUGCGUAAGUUGUAUCAGGUUCUUGAACGUUCAUAUAACAGCUGUAAAGAGAGAAUUUAAUUUCAUUUUGCAUCAAAAUGUUUAUCUGUUUCUCCUGCUGACUCGUAAUUACUUUAACUGAAUUUCAGUCCCUCAUGCGACUUUCACCAUGUAUAAGGAUUGCAAUUCACUUAAAAUCAUUAGUAUGUUAAAUGCAGUGCAUUUUAGCUAAAACGUGUCCUAGACGUCAUUCAGUUAAGGCUAAACUAAAUACUCAAGAUUGUAAAUAGAUUAAUUUACUUAAGAAAACUUUAAAGUAUUGGAUGCUUCAUAGAAACCCAAACUUGCCUUUAAAUUUUCUAACAAAAUCAGUAUCCACACUCUGAAUUCUUAAGCUGUAUAACUUAACUGAAUUCUAAAAAACAGGCAUAUACCUGUAGAUUUUAAUUGGGUUUUAAAUUUUUAUUUCUGAAUUUGAGGAAACAUACUGCAGUAUGAUAAAUGAAUUAUGUAAGUUGUGUACUUGUGUUGAUUUGACUUGUGUGUAUUUUAGUGCUCAUUACACAGGGCUUGAAGUCUUACUGUGAAGAAACACUGAAAGUUCUGUAAAAUAUUUAUAGAAGUAUGAAAUCUUUUGCAGCAAAUUGUUUUUUGUUCAUUAUGUAAUAUCAAAGUAUAUUGUUAGAUUAAACUUUUCAGUAAGUUGA